AGGAGAGGGUUGCCGCCCCAGUCACUGUUAUCUCGGCGCGAUGGGCGGGAUUGGAGGCGGCGCCUGGCUGGCAGGGGGCAGUGGGAGCGGGGGCGGCGACUCACUCAGCCUCAGUCGCAUUUCACGGCUUGGAUUGCUUGCUCCUGCGGCACUCCUACUCCGAACAUCUUUGCUUAAACAACACAGCACGCGAUGCUAAUUUUGGCUCUCUUAUCACUACAUCGCUUCCUUAUCUCAUCUAUUUUUCCCUAUCUGAUGGGAUGUCUCCAAACUAGAGUUCAAUUUUAAUCAAUCCUUAAGUUUAAGUGAAAUAGUUUUUCGCGCCAUAGUUUUGAGCGGGUGAAAUUGUUGUGAACUGUCGCUAACAGACAUGGAAGUGACUUUGCCGACUCCGCUGGACUUCAGUCUCUCGAUGAAAGGACGCACGUCGCCUUCCAUGGGUGGACUUCUGACUGCCGGCCCUUCUGUCUCCACAAGCGCUUUUCGUGUUGUCACGCCUAAAGGAAAACAUGACGCAGGAGAUGGUGAACCAAGACAAAUGGGACCUUUCUGUGGUAGGUUAUGGGGUGCAUUGCCUCUCAGGUCGGGUGACUUUCUUCCGAUGCUACCCACCAUGUAUCAGCCACCCACCAGUCUUGCAAAUAAAUCCCCAUCGGAAGGAAUAAAGUUCGGCGUGGACCGACUGGUGGACAGACCGUCGUCGGAGGGGGAGUGUGACGAUGACGACGAGGAUGAUGACGACGCCAGAGGACGUGGCGCUCGCAAUGACGUCACCACCAUGACAGAAGGCGGCAACUGGCACGAUGACGAGGCUGGCUCGGCCGGGGGCCGUGGAGGCAGUAGCUCGCCUGGGGGCCAUGGGGGCAGCAGCUCACCCGAGCUGGAGGUGGACAGUCCGCCUCCGCAGCCGCCUCCACCCCCCAUAGCAAAGAACUCGCAGGCGUUCUCGGUCAGCGCUCUCCUCAGGCCCGACUUGCCACGACAAAGGCGGCGACCCACAUUCACCGAAACUGUCUCUGUUACAAGAUCGCUGCUCUACCCAGGCGGGCUGCCAUUUUCGGAGCUGCUGCUGAAGGAUUCACCCCCAGUACCCCACCACCUGCUGCGGCCGCAUCACUUCGGGGGGGUGGCGGGCGGACUGCCGCUGCAUGGAUGCCCCGACCUGGUCGACGCCAAUCGCAACCUGCUCAGCGGGUCGCUCUACCUCAGUCUGGGUGCUGCAGCCGCCGCCGCUGCCAUCAACGCUGUCUCCACGCCUCCUCACGGUGCGAACGGCGCAGGUAGCGGUGGCUUGCUAUCAGCUGCAGCGGCACCGACAGCCGAAGAGCUGUUCCGACUGCGACAGCACUUGCUGCAAGUGGGCCCACUCGACGCCCACCCCCAUCACCUGCACCUGCACCAGCACCAGCUGCUCAUGAGAGGCGGCGCUGUGGGUGGCGUGAGUGCGGGGACGGCAGGCGUCGGGGGCGGUGACGCCUUCAGCUGCAUCAAGUGCGACAAGAUGUUUCCGACGCCUCACGGCCUCGAGGUGCACGCUCGGCGCUCGCACAACGGCAAGCGGCCCUUCGCCUGCGAGCUCUGCAACAAGACGUUUGGCGCCGAAGUCAGUCUCAGCCAGCAUAGGUGGUUGUGUUGUCGCAGGUCGGUGCACAGCGUGGAGAAGGUGUUCGAGUGCAAGCAGUGUGGCAAGACGUUCAAGCGCUCGUCGACGCUGUCCACUCACCUGCUCAUCCACUCGGACACACGGCCUUACCCCUGCCAGUUCUGCGGCAAGCGCUUCCACCAAAAGUCCGACAUGAAGAAGCACACCUACAUUCACACUGGGGAGAAACCUCACAAAUGUCAGGUGUGCGGCAAGGCGUUCAGUCAGUCGUCGAACCUGAUCACGCACAGCCGGAAGCACACCGGAUUCAAGCCGUUCGCGUGCGACCUGUGCGGACGCGCGUUCCAACGCAAGGUCGACCUGCGCAGGCACAAGGAGACGCAGCACACCGAGAUUAGGCCGGGCCCGGUGUCCUGAGCCGCGGAUCCGGUGGCCGCUGCUACCGCCACAAUCACUCCCAGCUGCUGUGCCAUCCCUUCAACAAACCAUUAAUAUAUUCCACUUUUAUGUGAGCAGAUUCUAAAAUAGACAUACCACAAUUACGUUGAUAAACUAGGAAAAUAAUGUAUCAUACCGAUGAUUUAACAAGUGAUAAAUUAAUGUGCAGGUGAAUCGUGGAAUAGGUCAACAAAACUAUAUUGAUUCAGAGUGAAGUGUAGGAGGAAUAAACUGUUAACAAGCGAUUUUUCAGUCAUGUGCGAAUAAAUUAUGAGUGCUAGAGAAAUAUGGAUUGAACUUUCUAUGACGAACAAUGCUAAUGUGGAUUAGGCCAAGCUAGGAAGAUACUGUGUUCGUAGAAUGUUGAAGUCAGUUUUUCCUAUUCGAUCUGAAUAGAAUAAUGUUGGAAUUGGAACAAUAUUAUUAUCAAGAUUUUACUAUGAACUAUGGAUAACCUUUUUUGCAAAAACUGUGUUCUUGGAGUAAUUACAUUUUGAGCGAAUAUUGAACACUAGGAGUAAAUUAAUGAUUGAAAACUGACUGUAAAGCUAAUGGGAGAGAAGUAGUAUAUCAAGCUGAAUGAUUCAUUCCGAUCUCAUUCUUGGAGUGGAAGUAGCUGUUACUAAAACUAUUCAUUAUUUGUUUUGAUUGAAUACAGAUUUUUCGUCUAUGAAAAAUAUACCUCAAUGUCCUCAGGUUCAAGAUAUUCUCUUUUCUCUUGAUUCGCUAGAGACCAUAUUAUUUUGAUUUGAUAAUGACCAGUCACAAUCAUACGAGUUCCGUGUCUAGAGCAAGGUUGAUCAAUUGCCGUCUAUUCACCAAAGACUAAGAAGGCUUUGAAUAAAAUUAAGAUAUUGUUCCUUUUUUCUCCUUGAUGUUUACGGACUCAUAGUUUUUUAAAAGAUACCUUCUUGUGCAUCGUUUGCUGUUAUUGGAUGUAAUUGAGAUUCUAGAAUAAAACAGUUCUCCUUAGGUACAAUAUUUUGUAAUACUGACGUUUGCUGGUCGAACUAAACAUGAUACUACCGUUCCAAAAUUCUCGACAAGUUUAUUGUCAAUGAUCUUGAUCUUAAUAAUUGAGCAAUUAUUCGACUGAUGUUCUCUCUGUGUCACUCUUUUCCCAUCGUUGUGUAAUUAUGUACAUAAAAUAUAAUUGAUGUCACCCAAAUGUUUGCUUCUUCCAAUUUUCAUCAACGAUUGCUCUUGGAUUGUUGAUUUGAAGUGAAAAGCUAUAUUAUUAUGUAAAUAUCAUGUUCGAAAAGAGGUAAACGAAGAUCAUGUUUACGAGGAUCUCGUAGAAUAAAACUUCCUUUCUUCCUCAUUUGUUAGGCAAUUGGAAUAUAAAAACCAAAGAACGAUCUUGUCAAUUUUUUAUCUGUUGUAUCAGUGGACUGAAGAGUAUCCAAAUAAUGUAGUUUGGAAUGAAAUCUUUCCAUUAUUAUUGUAGAAUGUUAUUGAAGAUAAUUCGUCAAUUUUAGAAACCUCAUUAUAAUUAUUACCAUUGCUAUUUGUUAUAAAAAGCGCUGAAAUGAUUGCUGUUCGAUGUUUGUCAAUGAAUAAUUCCCAUAUUUGAUUAUAACAAUGAUUGCAUCCUCAUUCUCCUGUUAUAUUGUGUACAAUAUAGUGUUAUUGUUACCAUUAGUCAUUAAUGUCGAAUUUCGUUGUUUUUUAUUGUUUCAUUUACUUUUUGAUCAAAAUGAAUAAUGUGAUGGAUACAUUC
Nilaparvata lugens (brown planthopper) is the source of this 3761-nucleotide messenger RNA. RefSeq names its product zinc finger protein Gfi-1-like. Gene Ontology annotation, biological process: regulation of transcription by RNA polymerase II. The transcript is spliced from 7 exons. The record is from RefSeq and is a predicted model, not a curated record. Lineage: Eukaryota; Metazoa; Arthropoda; Insecta; Hemiptera; Delphacidae. Bases 371 to 2020 code for a protein of 549 amino acids. Gene Ontology annotation, molecular function: DNA-binding transcription factor activity; RNA polymerase II cis-regulatory region sequence-specific DNA binding.